CCUUAUUCCAGAAAUUUGCUGUUUCCUAAUUAGCUUGAUAGAAAUUUGUUAUUUGCUAGGGUCAAUUUAAAUCUGACAAAAGCUUACCAAAUAUAAUUUACUGAGUUAUUCUAUGUAAAGAAAAAUGACUGAAGUUGACAAAGCUCUCACUCCUAGCAGUAAGAAUGGAUUAUUAAAUAGCGGAACAAUUAAACCAAGUGCUAUUAAGAUUCUAAAAAAGGAAUAUAAUCAAAUUUACAUGCAUCCAUUAGAGAAAAUAACUGUUGGGAUAGAUGAACUGAAUUUACAAGUUUUUUAUUUCUUAAUUAAUGGUUGCAAAGAUACUCCAUUUGAAGGAGGUUUGUAUAUGGGCUUAAUUAUAUUUCCCGUAGAUUAUCCCAAUUCUGCCCCUGAAUUUCAAAUGAUUAGUCCAAGUGGGAGAUUUAAGUUAAGAAGUUCAAUUUGUAUGACAAUUUCUGCGUAUCAUCAAGAAUCAUGGAGUCCUGCUUGGUCAUUGGAAACGAUUUUGUAUGGGUUUGUUUCUUUUAUGAAUAGCAACGAUGAAAAAGGGAUAGCAUCUAUGUCCCUGUCUGACUCUUCAAGAAGAUCUUUGGCUAAGGAGUCCAAGAAAUGGUUAUACUCCAACUGUAGGAUCUUUAAGAAGAUUUUUCCUAGUGAAUACGAGCUCCUUCAUACAAUUUAUACCACUCCAAGUUUUGACAAGAUGGAAAAGUAUAUUCUUAACGAUCCUAUUCAGACUGAAGAUGUAUGUGAUAUGAUGGUGAAAAGAUUACUGAGUAUGAAUUCAAAUCAAUCAAAGUGGAAAUCGGUUAAAGAAAAUGAAGAAAUUUUGGUUUCAUUGUUUAGUUCACUAACACCUAAAAGAGAGGCGGAUAAGAUAUUAGGUAUAAAACCGGCAAAAAUCCCUGUAAUUGAAUUUGAAAAUGAAUUUGAAGAUCUGCUGAGUGAUAAUGAUUCAAAGAUAUACUCUUCAGAAGAUCUUCCAGAACUUUAUGAAUCUGAAGAGGAAGAGGAGGAAGAGGAUGAAUCGGAUAUUUUUGAAUUUUCGCAGUAAAGAAUCAUAAAUGAUAAACGAUAAACGAUAAACAUUUAAUAAGUAGAUAUAACUAAAGUAAUUUAAAUAUUUGAGAUAUAAUUUUCAGGAGAGAUAAAGCGUUUAAUAAAUAUUUAAAUAACAAAUCAAAUGAUUGAUAUCCAGUAAAAGUAGAUUGGUUGCAAUUUGCAGCAGAUAGUAGUGUCGUGUACCCUACUCAAAAGCAAUUAAGGACGG
Molecule: messenger RNA, 1270 nt
Organism: Scheffersomyces amazonensis
Lineage: Eukaryota; Fungi; Ascomycota; Pichiomycetes; Serinales; Debaryomycetaceae
Product: ubiquitin-conjugating enzyme E2
Exons: 1
Coding region: 125-1054 (309 amino acids)
Source: RefSeq, a predicted model, not a curated record